AUGGGCUCAAUGCAGUUGGUGGUUCCCUCAGAUUCUGCUUCUACCUCUGAGGCAAUUCGUUCGCAGAGAGAUGUUUCAAAUUUUUGGAAUUUUGAAGAUGGAAAGAUCCACAUAUUGAUCUGUGCUACGGGAUCAGUGGCCUCGAUUAAGAUACCAUUGAUGGUUCAGAAAUUGUAUGAUUAUUACAACUCAGACGAAUCUAAUCCUCAGGUUUCAAUCCAGCUAAUAUUAACAAAGGCCUCAGAGAGCUUUUUGAAUGAUCAAGAAUUUAAGAUUCCCUCAGAUAUCAAAAUAUGGAGAGAAGUUGAUAACCUAUAUUUAAUUAAAAACACUAAGACUUUACUAGACUUACAAUUGGUAAAAUGGGCACAUAUUUGUUUGAUUGCUCCAAUUUCUGCCAACACCUUGGCCAAAAUUUCAAAUGGACUAAGUGAUAAUCUACUAACGACUGUUAUAAGAUCUUGGAACCCGAAGAAGCCAAUGGUAAUAGCUCCCGCAAUGAACACCUUUAUGUAUCUACAUCCAAUAACCAAACUUCAGCUAGAUUUUAUAUCCAACAAUUUAGACUGGAUUGAAGUGUUAUAUCCUAUUCAAAAGACUUUAAUAUGUGGUGAUGUCGGUGUUGGCGCAAUGAGGGAAUGGAGUGAAAUUAUUGAUAUAUUGAUACUAAAAAUUGAGAAUCUUGACAAUUGA
Molecule: messenger RNA, 693 nt
Organism: Ascoidea rubescens DSM 1968
Lineage: Eukaryota; Fungi; Ascomycota; Saccharomycetes; Ascoideales; Ascoideaceae
Product: flavoprotein
Exons: 1
Coding region: 1-693 (230 amino acids)
Biological process (GO): coenzyme A biosynthetic process
Cellular component (GO): phosphopantothenoylcysteine decarboxylase complex
Molecular function (GO): FMN binding; phosphopantothenoylcysteine decarboxylase activity
Source: RefSeq, a predicted model, not a curated record